Molecule: messenger RNA, 1576 nt
Organism: Musca domestica (house fly)
Lineage: Eukaryota; Metazoa; Arthropoda; Insecta; Diptera; Muscidae
Product: TBC1 domain family member 13
Exons: 7
Coding region: 89-1249 (386 amino acids)
Biological process (GO): intracellular protein transport; activation of GTPase activity
Molecular function (GO): GTPase activator activity
Source: RefSeq, a predicted model, not a curated record
AGAUGCCACAACUUCCACACAACAUCAAUCAUGAAGCGUGACAUGGCAACCCCGCACAAAUGAAACAAAACAUUAGUUGUUAAAAACUAUGUCAAUCUUCAAGGCACGUGUCCAAGAAUUCGAGAAUACCCUGGCAAAAGAUGAAAUCGACCUGAAAGCGUUGAGGCAAUUGUGCAGUAAUGGUGUUCCCGAUGUUAAUAGCCUACGGCCGCUGUGCUGGAAAUUAUUACUGGGCUAUUUGGGUCCAAAAAAGGAAUCUUGGUCCAGCACUUUAGCGAAGAAGAGAUCAUUGUAUCGCCACUUCAUUGAAGAUUUAGUAUUGCCACCGGGCCUAAAAGAGAAUGGAGAUAAAGAUAUUUUAUGUGACCAUCCACUGAAUGAGGGUCCGGACAGUGCUUGGAACACAUUCUUCAAUGACAAUGAAUUCCUGCUGCAAAUUGAUAAAGAUGUGAGAAGAUUAUGUCCAGAUAUUUCGUUUUUCCAACAACCCACGGAAUAUCCCUGUGACAUUGUGGUCAAUAGUAAAGGUGAAAGGCGGCUGCAUCAAAGAGUUGUUCCCUCUGUACUGAAAUCGGCCAAUGUGGAACGCAAGGGAUUGGGUGUUACCAAGAUAAAUUUAAUUAACAAACGCUCCGAGGAAACCUACAAGGCCAUGGAUGAAGGCCAAGAGGCCCACUGGGAAGUGGUCCAGCGUAUUUUAUUCUUAUAUGCCAAACUAAAUCCCGGCCAAGGUUAUGUCCAGGGUAUGAAUGAGAUUGUGGGUCCAAUUUAUUAUGUCAUGGCCUCGGAUCCGGAUCCAGAGUACAGAGAACAUGCUGAAGCUGAUUGCUUCUAUUGUUUUACUGCCCUAAUGGCCGAAAUACGAGACUUUUUCAUCAAAACUUUGGAUGAUUCAGAGGGUGGCAUUAAAAACAUGAUGAAACGCUUAUCGGAAAUGUUGAAAGAACGUGAUUUGGAAGUAUAUGAACGAUUGAAAGCACAAGAACUUUAUCCACAAUAUUAUAGUUUUAGAUGGAUAUCCCUCAUUCUCUCCCAAGAAUUUCCCCUACCCGAUGUGGUGCGCAUUUGGGACUCCGUGCUGGCGGAUGAGAAACGUUUUGAUUUCCUCCUAUACAUUUGCUGUGCUAUGAUUUUAAUUCAACGUGAUCAAAUAUUACAAAAUGAUUUCGCAUGCAAUGUGAAAUUGUUGCAAAACUAUCCACCUCUUGAUAUUAACAUAGUAUUGACAAAAGCCGCAUCGUUGCGAUAACGUUUGGCAAUUUGGUAAAUUUAAGCAAAAAAAAAGCUGUUCACACAAAACAAUAUCGGAUUUAGAAGCAAUCAAACACAAACACAACACGAAAAAUGUAUGCCAAUGUAUAUGAAACUGCGUGUGUUUUUUUCUACAAAAUAGCUCGUUGUAAAGUUCAAAAGUAAUCUAAAUUUAUUCUUUACUACUGUUUUUUUGUAUAAAUAUUUAUAUUAAUUAUUUUUUGAAAACGAAACAAAUCUCGAAACCUAUCAAAUAGUUUUUUUUUCUAAUGGAAAAUUAAUUGAAAAAAGUAAAUAUAUAUACAGAUAUAUUUUUAAAACUAAA